AGGAGGCUAGAGCCCCCCCAAAUCAGGGCCUAUGAUGCCAGAGAAAGGAUGGAGAGGGAUCCUUAUGAAUCCUGGGAUUUUGUAUAAGGGCAAAGGCUAAGGAGUAGGAAAUAAAGUGUGAAAUCCUACCAACACACUGUUGAAUCUGGACACCUUCCUAAGAAUGUCCCACUUCACUAAUUGGAAGGUCUCCCAAGUAAGCAAAAGCUUGCUGCCGUAUGACAACGUCAGUUACAACAACAAAUGACAAGCUUCACCCUUUUGAGAGACUGAUUGCCGAGCGACUUCUUCAUUUCUACCUGGAGCUUAGAAAUUGUGUCCCCAGUUCAUAUGUUCAGAACGGGUUUCCGGUCCCUACCUUUCCACCAACAGCCAUGGCUCCAAUAGGACUGCCCCUUCUCGUAAGGAGCACCGGCAUCCACCUGCUGCUCAGAGUUCCCCGUGAGAGGAAGAAGGAGAACAAGAAGCAAGAGGAUCUGCCUGAAGACCAGCCCUUGCCUGGUGGGCAGAUGCUGCAGAAGGAAGGUGCCCACAUCUCCAAGUACAAAGCAAAAGACACAGAAGAUGGCAAGGCUACUAAGGAAGGUCCGUCUCUUGGCAGAACAGAACCUCGGAAAGAUGCCAAGGACUGGAAGCUGCUGAUCCCCCUGGGACCUGUCUACCCACCAUUAAUCUCGAGUCUGAGCACCAGCAAAGCUGUGAGACAACACUGGGACUUGUCUCCUCCAAUAGCAAAGAGCUUACGAAUACAUGACGGCCCCUUCCAGCACUUUCUGGACAUGAAGGCAGAGAAGAGACUGGCCGGCCAGAAGGAGCGCCGCAGUCGCUUUGGGGACAUCGCCGUGCACAAGCGCUACCAGUUUGGGCAGUUCUUCUCCCCUUUCCAGGCUCUCGCCACAACGGAGAUGAAAAGACUGGUGUCUCCCCGGGACCUGCCCCUGAAUUCGCACCUGCAGAAAAUGAGCAUUCCAUGCACUGCUGAAGGGAGCCUCCAGGAUUUAUCCUUGUCUUCCACAGAGCUGGGUGUGAGAAACAAUGACAGCAACCAUGAGAAAGAAAAGUCAAUGAGUCACACUAAAACGCCUUUAUUCCCCCCAAUAGUUAAAGCAACAAAAUCGAAAGACAUGAAAUAAUAAAAAUUUUAAAACUGCA
Molecule: messenger RNA, 1152 nt
Organism: Canis lupus familiaris (dog)
Lineage: Eukaryota; Metazoa; Chordata; Mammalia; Carnivora; Canidae
Exons: 6
Coding region: 219-1133 (304 amino acids)
Source: RefSeq, a predicted model, not a curated record